This is a messenger RNA of Thalassophryne amazonica, 7707 nucleotides long. It is a transcript of the gene zswim8, whose product is annotated as zinc finger, SWIM-type containing 8. Gene Ontology annotation, molecular function: zinc ion binding. The record is from RefSeq and is a predicted model, not a curated record. Bases 1184 to 6994 code for a protein of 1936 amino acids. NCBI's taxonomy places the organism in Eukaryota, Metazoa, Chordata, Actinopteri, Batrachoidiformes, Batrachoididae. The transcript is spliced from 27 exons. Gene Ontology annotation, cellular component: Cul2-RING ubiquitin ligase complex.
GAAGAGGAGGAGGAGCAGAAGAGCCAUCUUCCCCCGGCGGAGUCUGGACUCGGUUCUGCCGAAUCGUGUGACGGACUCACAGAGAGUGUACUUCGGACAGCAGUUCACUGAGGGUCCAUCUGGAUCCGGAUCUUACCCACUCACCAAAAAGGGGUCGUGGACCGGAAGCGGCUCGGAGCCGGAUCCUGUUGGUACAAAGGAGGCGCUAUCAGGGGAUUAAGGUUAAAAUAUCGGCCGUCUUCGGUCUGGACUAACGCAAAAACAACAACAACAAAAACUCGUCCAUCUGAGCGGAGGAGAGAUAAAGUAGGUUGUGAGGUUUGUGGAGGAAAACUCCGGAAACAGUCGAUGUAAACAAACAAAGUUAGCUCUGCUAGCUAGCUGCUAGCUUAUAGCGGAGCGAAGGAGUCCGGUUUUAAAGCCCUUAAACGGCCUUUUUCAGCUGGAUGUGGACACGGACACAGCCAGCAUGUAGAGCUUCACGGCCCACCAAAGACUCUCAGCGUGGUCGAGUCGUUUGUCGUCUGACAGCACUGUGAUGGCAGUGACUUAACUUGUUGUUUGUUGUGUAGCUGCGGUGGGGGGGCUCCAGCUCUCUGCCGCCCCUCCCCCGGUCUGAGGUCUGAUCAGGGUCGGACUCGGCUCCAGACUGAGGACUGAUCAGGGUUGGACUCUGCUCCAUUCUGAGGACUGGUCAGGGUCAGACUCGAGGACUGAUCAGGGUCAGACUCGGCUCCAGUCUAAGGACUGAUCAGGGUCGGACUCGAGGACUGAUCAGGGUCGGACUCUGCUCCAGUUUGAGGACUGAUCAGGGUCGGACUCGAGGACUGAUCAGGGUUGGACUCUGCUCCAGUUUGAGGACUGAUCAGGGUCGGUCGGACUCGGCUCCACUCUGAGUACUGAUCAGGGUGGGACUCGAGGACUGAUCAGGGUUGGACUCUGCUUCAGUUUGAGGACUGAUCAGGGUCGGUCGGACUCGGCUCCACUCUGAGUACUGAUCGGGGUUGGACUCUGCUCCAGUUUGAGGACUGAUCAGGGUCGGUCGGACUCGGCUCCACUCUGAGUACUGAUCGGGGUUGGACUCUGCUCCAGUUUGAGGACUGAUCAGGGUCGGUCGGACUCGGCUCCAGACUGAGGGUUGAUCAGGGUUGGACUCGUACUUUGAGGAGAACAGGUCUGAGGGAUGGAGCUGAUGUUUGCGGAGUGGGAGGAUGGGGAGAGGUUCUCCUUUGAGGACUCGGACCGGUUCGAGGAGGAUUCUCUGUGCUCCUUCAUCUCGGAGGCCGAGAGCCUGUGUCAGAACUGGAGGGGAUGGAGGAAGCAGUCUGCUGGUCCAAACUCCCCCACGGUCAAGAUUAAAGAUGGUCAGGUGAUUCCACUGGUGGAGCUGUCAGCGAAGCAGGUAGCGUUCCACAUCCCCUUUGAGGUGGUGGAGAAAGUCUACCCCCCGGUGCCAGAACAGCUGCAGCUCCGCAUCGCCUUCUGGAGCUUUCCGGAGAAUGAAGAGGACAUCAGGUUGUACUCCUGCUUGGCCAACGGCAGCCCAGAUGAGUUCCAGCGUGGAGAACAGCUGUACAGGAUCCGAGCCGUCAAAGACCCUCUGCAGAUCGGCUUCCACCUCAGUGCUACAGUUGUGUCCAGUCAGACCAGUCAGUCUAAAGGAGCGUACAACGUGGCGGUCAUGUUUGACCGCUGCCGCAUCACUUCCUGCAGCUGCACCUGUGGUGCUGGGGCCAAAUGGUGUGCUCACGUGGUGGCGCUCUGCCUCUUCCGGAUCCACAAUGCAUCAGCAGUGUGUCUCAGGGCUCCAGUGUCUGAGUCUUUGUCCAGACUGCAGAGGGAUCAGCUCCAAAAGUUUGCCCAGUACCUAAUUAGUGAGCUGCCACAGCAGAUUCUACCCACUGCUCAGCGUUUGCUUGAUGAGCUUCUGUCCUCUCAGUCCACUGCCAUCAACACCGUGUGUGGAGCUCCAGAUCCCACAGCGGGACCGUCAGCUUCUGAUCAGAGCACCUGGUACUUGGAUGAGUCCGCCCUCAGUGACAACAUCAAGAAGACCUUGCAUAAGUUCUGCGGGCCUUCACCUGUAGUUUUCAGUGAUGUCAAUUCCAUGUACCUGUCAUCCACGGAGCCACCUGCUGCUGCUGAGUGGGCGUGUCUACUGCGACCACUUAGGGGUCGUGAACCCGAGGGCAUCUGGAACCUCCUGUCUAUUGUCAGGGAGAUGUUCAAGAGACGAGACAGCAACGCAGCCCCUCUGCUGGAGAUCCUGACUGAGCAGUGCCUCACCUACGAACAGAUCAUCAGCUGGUGGUACAGCGUUCGCACAUCUGCGUCCCACAGCAGUGCCAGCGGGCACACCGGACGGAGCAACGGCCAGUCAGAGGUGGCGGCUCACGCCUGUGCCAGCAUGUGUGAUGAGAUGGUGGUGCUGUGGCGACUGGCAGUGCUCGACCCCACGUUGAGCCCAGCCAGACGGCUGGAACUGGCAGCUCAGCUGAAGCAGUGGCACCUGAAAGUCAUUGAGAUUGUGAAACGAGGACAACACCGCAAAUCCCUGGAUAAGCUCUUCCAGGGUUUCAAACCUGCUGUGGAAUGCUGCUACUUCAACUGGGAGGUAGCCUACCCACUGGAAGGGAUCACCUACUGCAGCGCCGAUAAGAAGAGCGCCACCUUCUGCUGGCCUCGGGGAGUGCAGCACCAAAGAGGCCUCAAGACACACAUUGGAGGAGGUGGAGAAACGCCUGAAUCAGGAGGAGGGGACAGAGCAGAAGGCGGGGUUAGUGUAGAUUAUAAAGCAAGAGGAAGUAGUUAUUCACCCCAGCAGGAGGUGGCGGUGCGCCCGAAAGAGACCAUUUUAAAUAAGAGAAAGUGUCUGUCGGUGAGCGGAGGGGGCAGCAUGCUCGUCCGCCUGGGAGGGGGUGUCUCACUGUCUCUGGACGACGGUGGAGGGAAGUGCAUGUACAAAGCACCAGGCUCCUCCUCUGGAGGUAAACUGAAAUUGACACAGGGAGGUGGUAAAGGGGUUCAGGUAGUGGCGUCUGGAGGAGGUAACCUAGGAGGAGCUAAGCAUCCCAGUGCCAAGCGGAGGACCAGCAGUGAGGACAGUUCCCUGGAGCCUGAUCUGGCUGAACUCAGCCUGGAUGACGGCUGCAGUCUGGCCUUAGGGGCUGAGGCCUCCAACACGUUUGAAUUUCUCCCCCCACCCCCAGAGAUGCUACCGUCUCCAAGUCCUCUUCUCCGUACGUUUGGCGGCAGUGGAGGGAGCAAGAUGUUUGAAACAAAGCGUCUGAACCACACCUUAACGGUGCUUCCUGCUCCUGAGCCUGUGCCGCCUUGUUUUCAGUCUAAAGAGGUGGUUGUGGUUGCUAUGGACAUUCCCAGUGCUGCAGAGCUGGACGUAGAGACCCUGCAGAGCCAAAAUGAAGACCUUGAUCCAGUGCAGAAUCCUGAGCCUUCCUCCUCAACCACAGCCGCUUGUGUAUCCACCACUCUGAGCACAGAACAACCACCACGGAGCUGCAGAGACGCAACAGAUAACCCAGGUCCAGACGCAGCAGCUGGAGCUGUUGGGGGCGAGGACGACUAUCAGGCCUACUAUCUGAGCGCCGCAUCUGAGGAGGGCGGCGACCGACAGCUCCCUGACAGCCAGCAGGAGGACGAGCCAGACAUCUUUGCAGGGAUCAAACCCCUGGAGCAGGAAGGACGGAUGGAGGUGCUCUUUGCGUGUGCAGAGGCGCUCCACGCACAUGGCUACAGUAAUGAGGCGUGCCGGCUGGCAGUGGAACUGGCCACAGACCUCUUGGCCAACCCUCCAGACCUGAAGGUGGAGCAACCCCAGACCAAGGGUAAAAAGAGCAAAGUGUCGACCAGCCGUCAGACUCAAGUGGCCACAAACACACUGUCGAAGACGGCCUUCCUCCUCACUGUCCUCAGCGAGCGACUGGAGCUCCACAACCUGGCCUUCAGCACUGGAAUGUUCUCACUGGAACUGCAGAGACCACCCGCAUCAACCAAAGCUCUGGAGGUGAAGCUGGCUUAUCAAGAGUCGGAGGUGGUGGCUCUGUUGAAGAAGAUUCCUCUGGGCCUGGUGGAGAUGACGGCCAUCAGAGAGCGAGCUGAGCAGCUUAGAGACGGCAACUUCUGUGACUACCGCCCUGUCCUGCCUCUCAUGCUGGCCAGCUUCAUCUUUGAUGUACUGUGUACUCCCGUUGUGUCUCCUACGGGAUCCCGUCCACCAAGCCGCAACCGAAACAAUGAGAUGCCGGGUGACGAGGAGCUUGGAUUUGAGGCUGCAGUUGCUGCACUUGGUAUGAAGACAACUGUCAGUGAGGCGGAGCAUCCUCUGCUGUGUGAAGGGACUCGGAGAGUGAAAGGGGACCUGGCUCUGGCUCUCAUGAUCACGUAUAAGGACGACCAGAGCAAACUCAAAAAGAUCUUGGAUAAGCUGCUGGACAGGGAGAGUCAGACCCACAAGCCCCAGACUCUGAGUUCCUUCUACUCCAGCAAACCUGCGGCCGGCAGCCAGCGGAGCCCGUCCAAACACACCACAGCCGGGGGCCACGGCAGCGUUUGUGGGGCCACGGGGGGCAUCUCCAAGCACUCAGCUCCAUGUUCUGCUCAGACAUCCACUGCAGCAGCUUCCUCCUCCAGCUCCUCCUCCGCAGCGGCGAUGACGAGGGAGGACGUGUCACAUCAGGGUGAAGGAACCCCAGUCCGCAGUUCCACCGCCGGAGAGUGUGCUGCCGAGCCCAAGGAGCACGAUGUGCCUCCAUCAAGUGACCAACAGAAUGAAGCAGCACCGUAUAAGAUCGAGGCCACAGUUCCCAGCCGCCUGGCACUGGGGGUGCGGUGCGGGUACAACCAGCGCUGUUGGGGCUCACCUGUCCGACAGAAGAAGAAGCACACGGGAAUGGCGAGCAUCGACAGCAGCGCUCCAGAGACGACCUCGGACAGUUCUCCCACCCUCAGCCGGCGGCCAGUCCGGGGUGGUUGGGCCACAGCAUCCUGGGGCAGAGGUCAGGACAGCGACAGCAUCAGCAGUUCUUCCUCUGAUUCACUGGGCUCCUCCUCCUCCAGCGGCUCUCGCAGGGCAGGGGGCGGGGCCAGGGCCAAGAGCACUGACACCAGCAGGUACAAAGGGCGUCGUCCAGAGUGUCACGCCCCUCAUGUGCCCAACCAGCCUUCAGAGGCUGCAGCCCAUUUUUACUUUGAACUUGCCAAGACGGUGCUGAUCAAAGCUGGAGGAAACUCCUCAACGUCCAUUUUCACCCAGCCCUCAGCCAGUGGGGGCCACCAGGGGCCCCACCGAAACCUGCACCUCUGUGCCUUUGAGAUUGGCCUGUAUGCACUGGGCCUCCACAACUUUGUGUCCCCAAACUGGCUGUCCAGGACCUAUUCCUCCCAUGUGUCUUGGAUCACUGGCCAGGCCAUGGAGAUUGGCAGUGCUGCUCUCAACAUUUUGGUGGAGUGCUGGGAUGGCCAUCUCACUCCUCCAGAGGUGGCUUCCCUGGCGGACAGAGCGUCACGGGCUCGGGACCCCAACAUGGUUCGGGCAGCAGCAGAGCUGGCUUUGAGCUGUCUGCCGCACGCCCACGCGCUAAACCCCAAUGAAAUCCAGAGAGCGCUGGUGCAGUGCAAAGAGCAGGACAACGUGAUGCUGGAGAAGGCCUGCAUGGCAGUUGAGGAAGCGGCCAAGGGUGGAGGAGUGUAUCCUGAGGUGCUCUUCGAGGUGGCGCACCAGUGGUACUGGCUGUUUGAGCAGUCAGCGGGUGGGGGUUCAACCCAGCAGCGGGAGACUUCAGGGCGGUGUGGGGCAAAUGGGGGUUUGGGGAGAAGGCCCCCAGAGUCUGGCUGUGUCCUUGACAGUGGUGGAAACAUGGAGUCUCCAGGGGUUGCAACAGUUACAGCCUCAGUCACAGCAGCAGCAGUUGUGCCCGUCAUCUCUGUGGGCUCUACCAUUUAUCAGCCACAUGGACUGCCUGGGCAGGCCAUGGCUCACCCCCACAGCCAGGGCCUGCACCCCUAUACCACUAUCCAGGCCCAUGUCCCCACCGUCUGCACCCCCCAGUAUCUGGGGCAUCCUCUGCAGCAUGUCCCUCGACCCACCGUUUUCCCCGUGUCUGGGGCCGCCUAUCCACAGGGAAUGCACCCAGCUUUUAUCGGUGCUCAGUACCCGUUCUCCGUGGCCGCGGGCCCCCAGCCACCCAUGGCAGCCACUGCUGUGACCUUCCCGGGUGUUCCGGUGCCGUCCAUGACCCAGAUCGCUGUCCAUCCCUACCACACAGAGACUGGGCUGCCGCUGAGCACCACUGUAGCAGUUGGCACUGUCCACUCGGGGCCCACAAUCCAGGCUGUGCAGGGAGCCUCUCUGCCCUCCUUGUCCUCCCAGCCUGCCUCAGUGGUCAGCACUCCUUUCCCAGCAGAGGACGAGCAGCACAGUCAGCCCAUCAGCCAGCAGGGCCUGCACUACCUACAUUCUGCCUACAGAGUCGGCAUGUUGGCCCUGGAGAUGCUGGGAAGGAGGGCUCACAAUGACCAUCCUAACAAUUUCUCCCGAAGCCCGCCUUACACAGAGGACGUCAAAUGGCUGCUGGGACUGGCUGCAAGGCUGGGAGUCAACUAUGUGUACCAGUUCUGUGUUGGGGCAGCAAAAGGAGUCCUGAGUCCAUUUGUCCUGCAGGAAAUCAUCAUGGAGGCUCUGCAGAGGCUGAACCCCGCCCACAUCCACGCCCACCUGCGAACGCCUGCUUUUCACCAGCUGGUGCAGCGCUGCCAGCAAGCUUACCUACAGUACAUCCACCACCGGCUCAUCCACCUGACGCCUGCCGAUUACGAUGAUUUUGUUAACAUCAUCCGCAGCGCCCGCGGUGCUUUCUGCCUGACGCCGGUGGGUAUGAUGCAGUUUAAUGACGUGCUGCAGAACCUGAAGAGAGGCAAACAAACCAAGGAGCUGUGGCAACGUAUCUCUCUGGAAAUGGCCACUUUCUCCCCCUGAGCAGCAGGGGGCGCUGCACCACUCCACACCACCAGAGCCGCUGCACUGAGCUGACCGCAAGAGUGUCUGCUUCUCUGAGGAACUCUGCCCCCUAGAGUCCUCUGUGUCUAACAGCACACUGACAAGGCUGUCAGUGCCGUAUCCUGCUGCUCCACAGACGUGUUUUUGAAUAGUUCACCCUGAGCCGGGACACAGGCUCCGCCUCCUCUGUCCAUCCAGCCUCUCACUGCUUGUGUUUGUCACAGAGUCGUCAUGGUUCGUGUUGGUCUUUUUCCCUUUGGCGUUGUUUGGGGAUCGAUCAGCCACCGCUCUCACUACUUCCAUGUUUUGAAUGAAAGCGCUGCACAUUCCUGCUCACGACCCCCCGACUGUUAGCGGCCUCACAUUUGAUGGAAAAGUCACAAACAAACUGGACUUCUCCUGAAUCCUUUUGAUACUUUGUGUCCACUGUGACGUGUAGGAGGGAUUAGGAAGAGGAGGAGUUCCUUUCAGGAGGCAGCGGCCAAUCACAUGUCUCCCUCUGUUUGUCAACACAUAGAGCCACUCGUCACUGAGCUGCUGUUUUUCUGCUUUCUUUGAAUACAAAUGACAAAAAAAAAUCAGAUGUUCACAUUCUGUGUGCCACUCAGUUCAAAGAUGGCUGCAGCCGCCAGUGACUCAGCAAAUAUAAAUGCAAGUCAUCAUUUCUCCUGUAAAAUUAAGAUGGCUGCAGC